Messenger RNA from Pyricularia pennisetigena, 1458 nucleotides. RefSeq lists its product as uncharacterized. Bases 1 to 1458 code for a protein of 485 amino acids. The record is from RefSeq and is a predicted model, not a curated record. The transcript has a single exon. Gene Ontology annotation, biological process: polysaccharide catabolic process. Lineage: Eukaryota; Fungi; Ascomycota; Sordariomycetes; Magnaporthales; Pyriculariaceae. Gene Ontology annotation, molecular function: chondroitin hydrolase activity.
AUGGCAGCAACACCACAAUCUACAUCCUGUCGCCUGAACGAGCUCUAUUCGGACAACAUUGUUGCCAAAGUAGUCCGCACUGCAACAACCGCUCUUCAGGACAACAAUGACCCGCCCACCAAAUACCCCGAAUAUGUUUUGCAGUCUGGCCCUUCGGCAAACGGUAGGUGGGAGUUGCGCGACAAGGAUUUUUGGACGUGUGGCUUCUUUCCCGGCCAGAUCUAUGCGCUGCUCGAGCGUGCCAUCCGCUGGCCCGGGAGCUUGAAUGUGUCAUCCCCUGGAAACGGCAAUGCCCAGAAGAUACCCGUUGCGCCACUCAUCAAGCACCUGGAAAGUCUGGGAAAGAAAUGGUCCGAGCCUCUGCACGAGACGGCCACUCGCACAGACACCCACGACAUGUCCUUCAUGAUCCAACCCUCUAUGCGUCGGCGUUGGGAACUCUUGCACGACAGCGCCGCCCUGGAUUCGGUCCUGACAGCCGCCCGGGGCCUGCACAGCCGCUUCAAUGCCACCGUCGGUGCCAUCCGCUCCUGGGACCGCCUGGUCCAGGACGGUGUCGACAUCAGCAGUCUAGACGACGAUUUUCUCGUCAUCGUCGACAGCAUGUGCAAUCUCGACCUGCUCUACUACGCGGCCGCCCACACGGGCGACGGCACCCUGGCCGACGCCGCCACCGCGCACGCCCGUACAGUGAAGAAGACCCUCUUCCGGACCGAGACGGGUGGCUGCUGGGACCCGGGUGCCUAUACGGGCGAGGUCUACAGCACCUGUCACGUUGCCAACCUGGACCCCCGGACCGGCGAGGUUAAGGAGCGCAGGACCGCACAGGGCUACGCGGCCGACUCGACGUGGACGCGGGGCCAGGCCUGGGGCAUCCUCGGGUUCGCGCAGACUUUUGUCUGGACUCGGGACCAAGAAUUCCUAGAUGCCGCGUGCGGGUUGGCCGAGUACUUCCUGUGCCGGCUUGAUACGGCACCGCUGUGCGUGUACCGUCCUGUCGUCGACGGCGGCGAGGACGGCCGGACCAAGGGUAAAUGGGUGCCGCUGUGGGAUUUUGAUGCGCCCUUCGACCCGGAGGCUACCGAGGUUGGGCCGCUACGGGACGCCUCUGCGGGUGUCAUCGCAGCCAAUGGGCUCUUGGUGCUGUCGCAGGCGCUGGCCGGGCAGGAUAGGUACAACCUCGCUCAGCGUUACUACGAGGCGGCGGUUGAUAUUGUUGAUGACACAUUGGUACUGUGUCUUGCGCAAGAGAAGGCGACAUUUGCUGCGGCGGAUGAAGGAGAGCUGUUCAAGGUGCGAGACGUCGAAGAGAACAAGACUUUUGAGGCCAUCGUCAAACAUGCCACUGCCAACAGGAACAAGUCUGAUAGACAUCAGUACUGGGACCAUGGGCUGGUCUAUCUUGAUUACUAUCUGAUUGAGUUUGGGAACCGGCUGUUGCAGAUGGGGUUCGUGUAG